AUGUACAGCUACAAUAACAUCAUUGACAAGGGUGAGCCAAUAAACAAGGAGCUAAUUGAUGUAGUCCCUAUAAGUCCUAUGCCAAUUGGCGCGGUCACGCAAAGUCGUGUAGAUGAUAGUGUGGAUGUUGUUCUCGUAGAGAAUUUUCUUUCGAACGAAGAGUGUGAUGAGAUCAUUUCUGCCUGUGAAGAAGUGGGUUACACAUUCUGGCAACAGAAAGAUGCAAACGCACAUGACGCUAUGGAUGAAUGCAGUUGUAAUCAAGAGAGUCGUGCGUUUCGCGUCGUUGAUACAAUUGAGGCAAGUUUCCCGAAACUUUCACAGGCAUUAUCUACCCGUAUUCAGAAAGUAGUUGAACUAGAACCAAAGAUCUUCAGUUCAUCAAUGGAAAACGCAGAAGAAUUGUUUGCACGUGACCUAGAGGGGAAAUGGGUGCCAGUAGAAUUGGCGUCUAACUUAUUGUUUGGUAGGUAUGGACCAGGAGGUCACUUCUCUCCUCAUGUUGACGGCUCCACCAUUGUCGAUCUUAAUACACGGUCUCUUUAUACACUGCUUAUCUACCUUAAUGACUGCAAAAUUGGGGGAGAAACGAUGAUAUUUACUGGUGAACAAGCGAAUGUUCUUGAACGUGAUAUUGAAAGUGGUAAGUUUGUUGGUAAGCAAGAAAAUCGUGUGGGUGCUGUAAGGCCAAUGAAAGGUUCUGCUGUGUUUUUUUACUGUGAUGUAUUACAUGAGGCAUCACCUGUUGGGGAUGGUUGUUGCAAGUACAUUUUGCGCGGUGAUUUUUUGUACCGACGUGACCCACCUAUUCUUACAGAGGAAAGGGAUCAACAAGCGUUUGAGCUCUAUGAAAAGGCACGUGUAGCAGAGAGCAACGGUAAUGCUAUGUUGGCCUGUGAGAUGUUUCAAAAAGUGCGUAAAUUGUCCAAAGGCGUGGCAGAACUUUAUCAAUUAUAA
Messenger RNA from Trypanosoma theileri, 957 nucleotides. RefSeq lists its product as uncharacterized. Gene Ontology annotation, cellular component: endoplasmic reticulum. The coding region runs from base 1 to 957 and encodes 318 amino acids. Gene Ontology annotation, biological process: peptidyl-proline hydroxylation to 4-hydroxy-L-proline. Lineage: Eukaryota; Euglenozoa; Kinetoplastea; Trypanosomatida; Trypanosomatidae. The record is from RefSeq and is a predicted model, not a curated record. Gene Ontology annotation, molecular function: procollagen-proline 4-dioxygenase activity; L-ascorbic acid binding; iron ion binding. The transcript has a single exon.